CGUGAAGGAAGCAGCAUGGCCGACAGACCAGAAGCAGCGUUGGACCGGACUCAGGUGAAAAAGGCCGUCCAGGCUCUGCAGGCUUUCCUCGGAACAAAGUCCACCAAAGACUCCCUGCUGCUGGACGACACCCAGCACAUCAGCCUGCUCUUCACCUUCUGGAAGAUCCCCAAGGAGGCGCAGACCAUCCGCAUUCCUCUGCCCCAUGGCCAGCGCACCGACUCGGAGGAGGUCUGCCUCUUCACCAGAGACGAGCCCAACAUGACCUCCGAGCAGACACAGAGGUUCUACAAGCGGGUGCUGGAGGAGAAGGGCAUCAAGAACAUAACUGAGAUCAUCCCCUACAAGGUCCUGAAGACGGAGUACAAACCGUUUGAAGCUAAGCGCCGUCUGUUAGGAAACUUUGACAUGUUUCUGUCCGAUGACCGCAUCCGGCGCCUGCUGCCGUCCCACCUCGGAAAACAUUUCUACCAGAGGAAGAAGGAGCCACUGUGUGUGAACCUGACGAGCAAAAAUCUGGCCAGAGACAUCCAGAGCGUCAUCCAGGGCACCUACCUGAAGGUGACCAACAAAGGCAGCUGCUGCAUGGUUCGCAUUGCUCACUCCAGCAUGACGGCAGACGAGGUGACCGAAAACAUCGAGGCUGCUGUCAAAACCGUGGUGGGCAAAAUCCGUAUGAAAGGACCAAUGAUGAAGAUCAUUCAUUUGAAAAGUCAAUCAUCAGUGGCGCUGCCCAUCUUCACCUCUGACCUCACACACACCAGCGUGCUGCAGCAGGCAGAGAAAGAUGGCGAGACUCCAAAGAAAACGAGAGGAGCAGCAGCUAAAAAGAAGGUAAAGAGAAAACAGAAAGGCGGCACAAAGCAGACAGAUGCGACCACAGAGGGGAACAAGGAGGGGGAGGAAGAAAUCCCACAGCUGGUUCCCAUGGAAACGCCAACCAAGAAGCCCAAACUGGAGAAGCCGCUGAAAAAGAAGCCGUUGGGGAAAUCUCCCAGACCCACUAUGAAGAAAGGAAGAAAAGGACAGAACAGACAGAGGAAGACGGGUGGCAAGCCCGAGUUCAGAGGGAAAAGAAAAGGAAUUAGAGGGAAAUGAGUCCAUCAGAGAAUGUUUUUGUACAUUACCCUCAAAACACGGACGUUUGACAGUUAUACAGGAGCUGAUAAUUCAGAAAAUGGUCUAUAUAUUCAAAGUCUGUUUUUCUCUUUGUGCUCGAGUGAACCGGAUUAUAAAGUUUGUUAUCUGAAA
Limanda limanda (common dab) is the source of this 1251-nucleotide messenger RNA. It is a transcript of the gene rsl1d1, whose product is annotated as ribosomal L1 domain containing 1. Gene Ontology annotation, cellular component: 90S preribosome. The coding region runs from base 16 to 1098 and encodes 360 amino acids. The transcript has 9 exons. Lineage: Eukaryota; Metazoa; Chordata; Actinopteri; Pleuronectiformes; Pleuronectidae. The record is from RefSeq and is a predicted model, not a curated record.